Molecule: messenger RNA, 855 nt
Organism: Chaetomium globosum CBS 148.51
Lineage: Eukaryota; Fungi; Ascomycota; Sordariomycetes; Sordariales; Chaetomiaceae
Exons: 3
Coding region: 1-855 (284 amino acids)
Biological process (GO): carbohydrate metabolic process
Molecular function (GO): hydrolase activity, hydrolyzing O-glycosyl compounds
Source: RefSeq, a predicted model, not a curated record
AUGCGUAGCACGCUUCUCUUGCUCUCCCUCCUCACCUCGCUGGUAUCUGCCACGCCAGCCCCCGUCUACCCGGGCUUUAAGACUCUCUGGUCAGAGGCCUUCGAAGGCAACGCCGGUGACACCCCGAACCGAAGCAGAUGGAACCUCAUCACCGACGUCCGCACAAACGGCGAAAUCCAAACUUACUCCACAUCGAACCGUAACCUCCAAAUCUCCGGCGGCGGGACCGUCCAGCUUGUCCCGCUCAAGUCGAAAUCAGGGAAAUGGACGUCGGCACGCAUCGAAACCAAGGCGACGUUCACGCCGGCGCGCGGCAAGCUGACCAUGUUCGAGGCCGCCAUCCGCUUCGGCGACAACCCGGCCUCACUCCGCCAGGGCCUCUGGCCCGCCUUUUGGAUGCUCGGCGACGCCGUCCACCACGGCACCGAAUGGCCCCUGUGCGGCGAGCUCGACAUCAUGGAGACGGUCAACGGCCUGCCCACCGCCCACGGCACCACCCACUGCGGCGUCGGCGAGAAGGGCGGGCCCUGCAACGAGCCCAUUGGUCGGGGCGGAUCGGUUGCCCUGCCCGAUAACGGCUGGCAUACCUGGACCCUGCAGGUCGAUCGCACGAAUGCGGAGGGCGGCUGGAAGGGCGAGGUCAUCCGGUGGCUGAUUGAUGGGAAGGUGUUCCAUCAGGUGAGCGGCGCGGAUCUGGGGGAUGAGGGCAUCUGGGCUACGCUGGCGCACUCGCCCAUGUUUAUGAUCCUGAAUGUGGCUGUGGGUGGGAGCUGGCCUGGUGACCCGAACGCCGCGACUGCUGGCAGCUAUGGCAGCAUGAUGGAGGUCGAGUACGUUGCUGUGUACUCGUCCUAA